AUGCAGCACCAGGUCAAUCCCUCGGCGCCGCCCAGCGUCGACCGCUUCGCGCACGAGGACUUUGACUUCCGCCGCCGCGGCACGUGGACCGACGAAAAGGAGCACAUUGUGCGCGGCCCGUUCGAGUACGUCGUCAGCCACCCGGGCAAGGACUUCCGCUCGCAGAUCAUCGCCGCCUUCAACGCCUUCCUCGACGUGCCGCCCGAGAGCCUCGCCAUCGUGACAAAGGUCGUGGGCAUGCUGCACGAGGCGUCGCUGCUCGUCGACGACGUCCAGGACUCGUCGGAGCUGCGCCGCGGCUUCCCCGUCGCCCACAACAUCUUCGGCGUCGCCCAGACCAUCAACUCGGCCAACUACAUCUACUUUGCCGCCCUGCAGGAGCUCGUCAAGCUCGGCAACAAGCACGUCAUUGCCCUCUUCGCCGAGGAGCUCAUCAACCUGCACCGCGGCCAGGGCAUGGACCUCUUCUGGCGCGACACGCUGACCUGCCCGACCGAGGACGACUACCUCGAGAUGGUCGGCAACAAGACGGGCGGCCUGUUCCGCCUCGGCAUCAAGCUGAUGCAGGCCGAGUCCACCUCGGCUGUCGACUGCGUGCCCCUCGUCGACAUCAUCGGCCUCAUCUUCCAGAUCCGCGACGACUACAUGAACCUCUCGUCCAGCGAGUACAGCCACAACAAGGGCAUGUGCGAGGACCUGACGGAGGGCAAGUUCUCCUUCCCCGUCAUCCACAGCAUCCGCGCCGACCCCGUCGACCUGCAGCUCAUCAACAUCCUCAAGCAGAAGACGACGGACGUGCAGGUCAAGCGCUACGCCGUCUCCUACAUGGACUCCAAGGGCAGCUUCGAGUACACCCGCCAGGUCGUCGCCACGCUCAUCGAGAGGGCCCGCAAGAUGGUGGCCGAGCUCGAGGACGGGUCUGGCAGGGCCGCUGGCAUUUACAAGAUUCUGGAUAAGAUGGUGAUUUCGCCAUGA
Trichoderma reesei QM6a is the source of this 975-nucleotide messenger RNA. RefSeq names its product geranylgeranyl diphosphate synthase. The record is from RefSeq and is a predicted model, not a curated record. Gene Ontology annotation, molecular function: prenyltransferase activity. NCBI's taxonomy places the organism in Eukaryota, Fungi, Ascomycota, Sordariomycetes, Hypocreales, Hypocreaceae. The transcript has a single exon. The coding region runs from base 1 to 975 and encodes 324 amino acids. Gene Ontology annotation, biological process: isoprenoid biosynthetic process.